AAGGUCAAAGGGGCGAUAGAAAAAACAAAAAAGUGAAUCGAAUUGCAGAAUGGCUGGUGUUUUGGCUUUGAACGAGACGUUCUUCAUAUCUCAUGGCUCGCCGACUCUCUCCAUCGAUGAUUCGUUGCCAGCCCGCCAUUUCCUCAAAGCCUUCCGAGAGAAAGUCUUCCCGCAGAAGCCCACCUCCAUUCUCGUCAUCUCCGCCCACUGGGAGACCUCCGUCCCCACCAUCAACGUCAUCCGUGGCCGCAACGACACCAUCCAUGACUUCUACGGUUUCCCCAAGCAAAUGUAUCAGCUCAAGUACCCCGCACCUGGAGCUCCAGAGUUGGCAAAAAGGGCAAUUGAAUUGCUCGAGUCCUCCGGGGUCAAGAAAGUUGAUGUAGACACUAAACGUGGUUUGGACCAUGGUGCAUGGGUUCCUCUUAUGCUCAUGUAUCCAGAGGCUGACAUCCCGGUUUGCCAGCUUUCUGUCCAGACACAAAUGGACGGAACCUAUCAUUACAAUUUGGGUAAAGCCUUGGCUACUCUUAAGAAAGAAGGUGUUCUCAUAUUUGGUUCUGGAUCUGCCACUCAUAACUUAAGGGCUCCCCGUGAUGGCCCUCCUGCUUCUUGGGCUAAAGAGUUUGAUGAUUGGCUCAAGGAUACUACUCUCAAUGGAAGGUAUGAAGACAUUAACCAGUAUGAAGUAAAGGCACCACAUGCAAAAGUUAAUCACCCAUGGCCAGAACACUUCUAUCCAUUACAUGUUGCAAUUGGUGCUGCUGGUGGAAACCCCAGAGCGGAACUUAUUCACAAUAGCUGGGGCAAUGGUGGCUCGCUCUCCUAUACUUCCUUGAAGUUCACAGAAUAGCGCUUCAGAGAUCAAUGCUUGUGCAUAAUAACCAUUGUUUAAUGUAUUGUUAUGAAUAUUGUAUCAGCUUAUUUACCCAAUAGGAUAAGAGUGGAUGAUGAAUUUAAAUAUUGUACUAGUUUAUUUACUCAACAGGAUAGGAGUUGGUGAUGAGUUUAAAUAAACCAUGUGACAGUGAUGACUAGAAUAUCCUGUCUUUGGUUGAAGAUAAUGUAAAUC
Ipomoea nil (Japanese morning glory) is the source of this 1072-nucleotide messenger RNA. Its product is annotated as extradiol ring-cleavage dioxygenase. Gene Ontology annotation, molecular function: zinc ion binding; ferrous iron binding; oxidoreductase activity, acting on single donors with incorporation of molecular oxygen. Lineage: Eukaryota; Viridiplantae; Streptophyta; Magnoliopsida; Solanales; Convolvulaceae. The record is from RefSeq and is a predicted model, not a curated record. Bases 50 to 853 code for a protein of 267 amino acids. The transcript is spliced from 3 exons.